Messenger RNA from Ilyonectria robusta, 1191 nucleotides. RefSeq lists its product as uncharacterized. Lineage: Eukaryota; Fungi; Ascomycota; Sordariomycetes; Hypocreales; Nectriaceae. The transcript has 3 exons. Bases 159 to 770 code for a protein of 203 amino acids. The record is from RefSeq and is a predicted model, not a curated record.
CGGCUGUUCAUUUGCACCAACGGUCCUUCGCUUGAUUCAUCCACCUUUUGCUCAUUCCCAUUCCUUGCUCCUCGCGCGGUCAAUCUCUAUCCCCACUCUUAGAUCGUGGGGACUCGCGGUCCUGGCACGUACGAACCUGAGGUCAGGGGUAUGCGGAUAUGGAGCCCUGUCUAGCGCUUGGCGGCAUGGCCAGAAGUCACGACAGCCUCAAGACGGCAGAUCUAGCCGCGACCCACCAGCAUCUGGAGAAUGUGUGGGGUGCAUGGGUAGCGUACAUGUGGGAGAGUACAACCUUUCUGGCGUGCCGUAGCCGUCGAUCUUGCUCCCUGGCGGACCGGGGUCCUUUUGGCCUCCACGAUCCACUCAGGCAGGCCUCGGCCAGAGCAAACAGGAGAUCGUGGCCAGGGCCCUGGAUUAGCAUUUCCAUGGCCACGGCAGCGGUCGGCUCGUACUCCAGGUUUUCCAUCCCCUCCACGGCACCCCGGCUGUCACGAUCGAGCAUGGGAUCGACCUGGUCGACGUCGCGUAUCUUGGUUCUGAAGGGUUUCAGACUUCACCGGGCGAGGUAUCCAGAGCCUUACCCGCGAACCCUGCCCUUCUUCAUUUCUUCAUCUCUCAUCUCCCUGGCCGCCCAUGCGCCAGCGGAGACCCAUUGUCAGCUUGCAGUCUUGUGUUGUGGCCUUCGUAGAGGGCGUUACCUCAUGCGUCGCAACGCUUAUUGUUUAAGUUCCACCAUGCAUAUUACCGCAAUGCAGACUUUAUGUACAUGAUGUUGGAGUUACCUAGCCGUUCACUCUGUCCAUAGCAGUGCUGAGAUAUCCAUUCCUAGCUUCCGUGAAGAGGUCAAGAACCACAUACUGUAGUCACGGAUGCCACGUCGCAUCAGGACGAAGCGGUGGCUUUGAGUUCAUUCUCCCAAUUAGAGACUAUUUUCUCCAUAUGACUCUUCUGACUCUUCUAACAUCCCCUGAAGGAUGAGGUUUUUAAUUGCCAUGCCAUGCGGGGGAUUCGGGGAAAGACGGAGGGAAAGGGGUCUAGCUAGGGUACCCUACAGCAGGAACAACAGGUCACGAGGAUGCGAAUGAGCAUCGCAUGCAUAAUACGGAAUAAACAUUAAAUAAUUCAUACAUAGCACUAAAUUAAUUAGAAAUUUAUGUGAUUGAUGGUAUUUAUGCUAUUGAUCUUGGUGGG